CUAUAUACAUAGGAGAGUCCAGGGCUUCUGUCUCUGAAUCCAGCAGUGCAGGAGUGCGCAAGGCACCAGAACACACUCUAGCAGGGCUUUGGCCGAGGGCACAGGGCAAGGACACAUAUCCACUCAGUUAUCUCUCAAGUUCAACUUUGCCAGUAAGAUAGCAUGUCAAAAGGUCCAGCAGUUGGAAUUGAUUUGGGCACCACCUACUCCUGUGUAGGCAUCUUCCAGCAUGGAAAGGUGGAGAUCAUUGCCAACGACCAAGGAAACAGAACGACGCCCAGCUAUGUCGCCUUCACAGACACAGAAAGACUGAUCGGAGAUGCAGCCAAGAACCAAGUAGCCAUGAACCCCACCAACACAGUGUUUGAUGCCAAGCGCCUGAUUGGUCGACGCUUUGAUGACCCAGUGGUCCAGUCUGACAUGAAGCACUGGCCCUUCAAAGUCAUCAAUGAGGGUAGCAAGCCCAAGGUGGAAGUGGAAUACAAAGCAGAGAGGAAGACCUUCUACCCUGAGGAGGUGUCCUCCAUGGUCCUCACUAAGAUGAAGGAAAUUUCAGAGGCAUAUCUGGGCAAGACUGUAUCAAAUGCAGUCAUCACAGUGCCAGCUUACUUUAAUGACUCUCAGCGCCAAGCCACCAAGGAUGCCGGGACCAUUGCUGGCCUUAAUGUCCUGCGUAUUAUCAACGAACCAACAGCAGCUGCCAUUGCAUAUGGGUUAGACAAAAAGGUUGGUGGUGAACGCCAUGUCCUCAUCUUUGAUCUGGGUGGUGGCACCUUUGACGUUUCCAUUCUGACGAUUGAGGAUGGCAUUUUUGAAGUAAAGGCUACUGCUGGUGACACCCACUUGGGUGGCGAGGACUUUGACAACCGAAUGGUUAACCACUUCAUUGCCGAGUUUAAGCGCAAGUUUAAGAAGGACAUCACUGGCAAUAAACGUGCAGUCCGUCGCCUUCGAACAGCAUGUGAGCGUGCCAAGCGCACCCUCUCCUCCAGCACACAGGCCAGCAUUGAGAUUGACUCUCUCUAUGAAGGUGCUGACUUCUAUACUUCUGUCACCAGAGCGCGUUUUGAGGAACUCAAUGCUGACCUAUUCCGUGGCACACUCGAGCCAGUGGAAAAGUCUUUGCGUGAUGCUAAGAUGGACAAGGCGCAGAUCCAUGACAUUGUGUUGGUUGGUGGUUCCACUCGCAUUCCCAAAAUUCAAAAGCUGCUUCAAGACUUCUUCAAUGGCCGGGAUCUUAACAAGAGCAUCAACCCUGAUGAAGCAGUAGCCUAUGGAGCAGCUGUCCAGGCUGCCAUCUUAGCAGGCGAUAAAUCUGAGAAUGUUCAAGACCUGUUGCUGCUAGAUGUCACCCCUCUCUCUCUGGGCAUUGAGACAGCUGGUGGUGUCAUGACGGUGUUAAUUAAGAGGAACACUACCAUUCCCACCAAGCAAACCCAAACUUUCACCACUUACUCAGACAACCAGCCUGGUGUGCUGAUCCAGGUAUUUGAGGGAGAGAGAGCCAUGACAAAGGACAACAACCUUCUUGGCAAAUUUGAGUUAACAGGAAUCCCUCCUGCCCCUCGUGGUGUGCCACAGAUUGAAGUUACCUUCGACAUUGAUGCCAAUGGCAUUCUUAAUGUAUCAGCUGUGGACAAAAGUACUGGCAAAGAGAACAAGAUAACAAUCACCAAUGACAAAGGACGUUUGAGCAAGGAAGAUAUAGAGCGUAUGGUACAAGAAGCUGACCAGUACCGAGCAGAGGAUGAUGCUCAGAGGGAGAAAGUCACAGCCAAAAACGCAUUGGAAUCCUUGGCCUUUAACAUGAAGAGCACCGUGGAAGAUGACAAGCUAAAGGACAAGAUCAGUACAGAUGACAAAAAAGCAAUUAUUGACAAAUGCAAUGAAGUCAUUGCCUGGCUGGACAGGAACCAGACUGCAGAAAAGGAUGAGUACGAGCACCAACAGAAGGAGCUGGAAAAAGUUUGCAACCCCAUCAUCGCCAAGCUCUAUCAGGGCACUGGUGGCAUGCCAGGUGGAAUGCCAGGUGGAUUUCCUGGAGGGACAGGAAGUGGCACCUCCUCUGGCCCUACCAUUGAGGAAGUUGACUAAUCUCGACACAAGAAUGAGAUAAAGAGAAAUCCAGAUGCACAUGUUUGCUGACCUUUUCCUGAAUAAAUGCAUGGAAGCAGAAGUUUGCACUGAUUAAUCUUAAUUGCUACAAGUAGUGGCCAAUUGACAUGGGUUUGUAUUGGCCGAUGUCGAUACAAAUAACUAGAGAGCUGGCCACAGGCCAGCAUAAUGGCAGUAUGUGUGUGAAAUAGGCUGAUAACAUUUAAUUAAAGCAAACAAGAUUUUUAAAUGAAAUAACGUGUGCAUGCGGUAUAUGCCAAAACAGAAUAUUUCCUUAAAAUUGACUGUAUUACAAAAUACAGUGUGAGUACCACUUUAGUUUAUGCAUUUGGUACAGUAUCUUGAACUAACAAUGACAUUUUUUUACAGCAUUUAUAAAUCUUGGUUCAUGUUAAUUAAUCCAAAUACUAUUGUUCAGUGUUUGUUCCUGUUAGUUCAUACAUUUUUAAUGGUGGCCCACCCAAACUUAAAUUUAAAUGAUAAAAAAAUAUUUAUAUUUGGGCGACAGACAGGCUCAGGCCUGUAAAAAUGCAUUUAAGACUCAGGAUAGCUCUUUCCAAGCCACCAGUCACAGUGAUAACAGACACCUUUGUAUUGUGUUGGGAAUUGUCACCAGACAAAAAAAAAAAAUUUAAUAAAUUCAUUAAUACAUUUAUUCUAAGCAAUGAAAAUGUAAAUCAAACAAUUCAGUAAAAUAAAGCACAGUCCAAUACAUCAAACAAA
Molecule: messenger RNA, 2838 nt
Organism: Myxocyprinus asiaticus (Chinese sucker)
Lineage: Eukaryota; Metazoa; Chordata; Actinopteri; Cypriniformes; Catostomidae
Product: heat shock cognate 71 kDa protein-like
Exons: 10
Coding region: 163-2094 (643 amino acids)
Biological process (GO): vesicle-mediated transport; cellular response to unfolded protein; protein refolding
Cellular component (GO): plasma membrane; nucleus; cytoplasm
Molecular function (GO): ATP hydrolysis activity; heat shock protein binding; ATP binding
Source: RefSeq, a predicted model, not a curated record